AUGAGUGGGCUAACUAGUUCACUCAAUACAGAGCUCUUAGCUCUCGCUGGCGAAUCUAAACGUAGAAAUCCAGAAAUCAAAGAAGCUGCAGAAAGAUCGGUUAAAAUUUUGAAAACGCUUAAGCCUGGGGUUGAUUUACCGCAAGAUUCAAAAGUUUUGGUUGUCAAUAACACUGCUGCUGCUACCUUGCGCCAAUUGGUGAUCAAUAUUUUUGAAAAAGUUCAAGAGGAAGAUGAAAUAAACGAUAAAAAUG
Molecule: messenger RNA, 253 nt
Organism: Racocetra fulgida
Lineage: Eukaryota; Fungi; Glomeromycota; Glomeromycetes; Diversisporales; Gigasporaceae
Source: the annotation of a GenBank genome assembly